AACAUUCAAUAUAGAUCAUUGACCAGGCAUUGCUAAUGGAACGCGAUGGCAGCCGAAGAAUUUAUGUUGAAACAGUCGACGUUUUGACCGUCUGAAAGAUGGCAGAAAGCUUUUUGAUGGAGGUGUGUGUGGACUCGGUUGAAUCAGCCAUCAAUGCAGAGAGAGGAGGUGCCAGUCGCCUUGAACUUUGCUCCAGUCUUCUAGAAGGGGGGAUCACGCCUAGCAUAGGCCUGCUGCAGGUGGUGAAGCAGAACGUGAGAAUCCCCGUGUUCGUCAUGAUCCGGCCCCGCGGGGGGGACUUCCUGUACUCGGACCGCGAGGUGGAGGUGAUGAGGAGGGACAUAGAGCUGGUGAAGAGCCACGGAGCAGACGGCCUGGUUCUGGGAGCGCUGACUGAGGACGGCAGGGUGGACACGGGGCUCUGCAUGGAGCUGCUGGCUGCUGUUCGGCCCCUGCCCGUCACUUUUCACAGAGCGUUUGACAUGGUUCACGAUCCUGUGGUUGCCUUGGAGACCCUGAUAUCACUAGGGUUUGAGCGCGUGCUAACGAGUGGCUGUGACAGCUCCGCUCUGGAAGGAGUGUCUCUUAUUAAACGGCUGGUGGAACAGGCUAAAGACAGAAUAGUGAUAAUGCCAGGAGGUGGUAUCACUGAACGGAACCUUCAAAGGAUUCUAGAAGGUUCUGGAGCUCAGGAGUUCCACUGCUCAGCCCGCUCCAGUCAAGACUCAGCAAUGAAGUUCCGGAACUCCUGCGUUAAUAUGGGAGCCUCUCUUGCAGCACCUGAGUAUGGCCUGAAGGUGGCAGAUGUGAGCAAAGUCCGCAAUCUCAAUGCCAUUGCCAAGAAUACAUUGUAGGGAGUGAAGUAGCCAAUCAUGUCCAGCCAAUCAUUGACUUCUGAAUUAAGUCUGUUAGCCCUCCAGGACAGAAAGUCCAUCAAAUGAAAACACGCUCACAAAUCACUUAUUUUUGUAUGUUUAGAGGCUUAGACAUGAGAAUGCCUUGACACGUUGCAAAAAAUGACUGCACUAUAAACAACAACAAAAGAAAGUUUUGCGUACUGUCAUCGUGAGUGUAACUUCGAUUCCAUGGGGCAACUUUAUUGUUUUCAGGGUUUAAAAAACAACUGAAUGCGGUAUCAUACUCAACCCUAACCCACAUAUUUUGAAGCCAGGAAACUGCCUCAGAAGAAUAUGUAUGUGUGUAUGUGUGUAUGUCUUAAAUGCUCAAGUAUACAGAUUACAAUGACAUUGGUAGGAAUAAUUACAUUUGCAUAGUUUUGGUGUGUGGGUUUAGCAUUCAGAUACCCAUCAUGGUGCCAGAUGUUUAUUUCCUGUUUCCUUUCCCUGACAACUCUAGGAAGGCUGGCAUUUCCUAAAUGUGGUAUCAAUGUAUUUCAAUAAAAAUUCGAGUUUUGA
Hypomesus transpacificus is the source of this 1415-nucleotide messenger RNA. RefSeq names its product cutC copper transporter homolog (E. coli) (gene cutc). The record is from RefSeq and is a predicted model, not a curated record. Bases 99 to 854 code for a protein of 251 amino acids. Lineage: Eukaryota; Metazoa; Chordata; Actinopteri; Osmeriformes; Osmeridae. The transcript has 9 exons. Gene Ontology annotation, molecular function: copper ion binding.